This is a messenger RNA of Onychomys torridus (southern grasshopper mouse), 1065 nucleotides long. Its product is annotated as C-C chemokine receptor type 5. The coding region runs from base 1 to 1065 and encodes 354 amino acids. Gene Ontology annotation, biological process: immune response; inflammatory response; chemotaxis. Gene Ontology annotation, cellular component: membrane; cytoplasm. The record is from RefSeq and is a predicted model, not a curated record. The transcript has a single exon. Gene Ontology annotation, molecular function: C-C chemokine receptor activity; chemokine (C-C motif) ligand 5 binding. Lineage: Eukaryota; Metazoa; Chordata; Mammalia; Rodentia; Cricetidae.
AUGGAUUUGCAAGUGUCAAGUCCAACCUAUUUCUAUGAUACUGAUUAUGGUAUUUCAGCACCCUGCCAAAAAACCAAUGUGAAACAAAUUGCAGCCCAGCUCCUGCCCCCACUCUACUCUCUGGUAUUCAUCUUUGGUUUUGUGGGUAACAUGUUGGUCAUUCUCAUCUUGAUAAGCUGCAAAAAGCUGAAGAGCAUGACUGACAUCUACUUGUUCAACCUGGCCAUCUCUGAUCUGCUCUUCCUGCUUACUCUCCCAGUCUGGGCUCACUAUGCUGCAAAUGAGUGGGUCUUUGGAGAUAUAAUGUGUAAAUUAUUCACAGGGCUCUAUCACAUUGGCUAUUUUGGUGGAAUCUUCUUCAUUAUCCUCCUGACGAUUGAUAGGUACUUGGCUAUUGUCCAUGCUGUGUUUGCUCUAAAAGCCAGGACAGUCACCUUUGGGGUGAUGACAAGUGGACUCACUUGGGUGGUGGCUGUGUUUGCCUCUCUCCCAGAAACAAUCUUUACCAGAUCCCAAAAAGAAGGUUUUCAUUAUACAUGUAGUCCUCAUUUUCCACACACCCAAUAUCAUUUCUGGAAAAGUUUCCAAACGUUAAAGAUGGUCAUCUUGAGCCUUGUUUUGCCCCUACUUGUCAUGGUCAUCUGCUACUCAGGAAUCCUCCACACCCUGUUUCGCUGUAGGAAUGAGAAGAAGAGGCAUAAGGCUGUGAGGCUCAUCUUUGCCAUCAUGAUUGUCUACUUUCUUUUCUGGACUCCCUACAACAUCGUCCUUCUCCUGAUCACCUUCCAAGAGUUUUUUGGACUGAAUAAUUGCAAUAGUUCUAAUAGACUAGACCAGGCCAUGCAGGUGACAGAGACUCUUGGAAUGACACACUGCUGCAUCAACCCUGUCAUUUAUGCCUUUGUUGGGGAAAAAUUCCGGAAUUAUCUCUCAGUGUUCUUCCAAAAACACAUUUUCAAACGCUUUUGCAAGCACUGUCCAAUCUUCCAGCAAGACAAUCUUGAUCGUAUAAACUCAGUCUAUACCCGGUCCACAGGGGAGCAGGAAGUUUCUACUGGUUUAUGA